AUGCACCUGAUCAGUGAUGGUGGUCUGCAUGAAUCCCCUCCUGACGACAUCCUACCACCUGAACUGCAGUAUGCGGAUGAUCUAGACUUCAUUGGAACUGAUGAGCAAGAGCUAGAGGACGUUCAUGAUCAAUGUGCAGAGACCCUCCCAAGCCAUAACCUCACCGUUAAUACCUUCAAAACUGAACGAACAAAGAUAUACCUGGCUGAUGAUCUGGAGGAGCGUGGUUCCGAAGCAUGGAGAAAUGCGAAGUCGCUGGGAUCACGGCUAGGCUCAGCGCAAGAUGUCCAAGCCAGAAAGGCCCUAGCAACCCAGGCAUUCUGUUCGUUGUACGCACUCUUCAAGCAUCAACUACUGCUUAGAGUUGCGCUGUACAAUACCUAUGUGAAGCCAGUGCUGUUGUACAACUGUGCGACAUGGGGUCUCACAGAUGCCACCACCAGAGGGAUUGACACCUUUCAUCGAAGGCAUCUGAGAACAAUGGCUGGCGUUAAGUUCCCGAACACAAUUACCAACAAGCAUCUGUACGACAUCUGCGGCUCAGCACCAAUUUCGCUCGAGAUUGACCAACGGCGUUGGGAAUUCCUUGGUCACGUACUGAGAAUGCAGAAGAGCUCUCCCCCACAGCGCGUGUUAGAGUUUUCAGCCACUGCGAGCCUGCGCGGUCGACUGGGCCGACCCAGGACAACUCUCCUCUCAGCUCUUUCUCAGGACUGCCUAGCCCGACUCGGCAUUCGCCUGGGCACGCUUAGAGGCCUUAAUCAGCUGCGGCAGUUGGCAGGGGAUAAGUCACGGUGGAAUGGCACCCCGCGGCACUCAUCUUCCUCUGCCGAGCCGCGUCCUUGA
This is a messenger RNA of Sycon ciliatum, 846 nucleotides long. RefSeq lists its product as uncharacterized. The coding region runs from base 1 to 846 and encodes 281 amino acids. The transcript is spliced from 2 exons. NCBI's taxonomy places the organism in Eukaryota, Metazoa, Porifera, Calcarea, Leucosolenida, Sycettidae. The record is from RefSeq and is a predicted model, not a curated record.